This is a messenger RNA of Ricinus communis (castor bean), 3718 nucleotides long. RefSeq lists its product as uncharacterized. NCBI's taxonomy places the organism in Eukaryota, Viridiplantae, Streptophyta, Magnoliopsida, Malpighiales, Euphorbiaceae. Bases 547 to 3519 code for a protein of 990 amino acids. The record is from RefSeq and is a predicted model, not a curated record. The transcript is spliced from 6 exons.
UUCUCUGGGUUAGUUGUUGGAAAUUUGGGUCUUAGUACAACGCGAUUUUAUACUUUUGAUUACUAUUUUUUUUCUCCAAGACUUUUUCCUUUUUUUUUUUUUGAGAAAUAAAUUUGUUUUCAUUUUAGUUGAGCUAAUAUUCGAAGUAUUGAAGUUUUAAUACUACCAGUGGAGCUUGAUGUGAUUUAUCAUAAGAGAAUAAUAUGACACUGGAAUUUAUUUAUUCUCUUCAAUCAAGGGCCUUUGUUUUCAUUUGAUUGGCUUCUUCUACUUUCUUAACAAACCUUUUUAUCCUCCUCGCUCUUGAUUCCCGUGCCAGUUUUACUCAUUUGCUCACUCAAAAAUUAACUCUUCUUUACCUCUCAAAUUUCUGCUUCUUAUUUAGGAAAGGAAAAAGAAAAGGUGAACUGGGUAUGAUUUGUUUUUUUAGUUUAAAUUUGGUUUUAAUUUGAGUUUGUUUGAGCCUUAAACUCUUUUUACAUACUGGGAUUUUUGUGCUCUUGUGGAUUUGCUCUGGGUUCUGGGUGAUCUAUAAUAGGUGCUGAGAUGAAUGGGAUUCAGAGCACAAGGGCUCAGAAAAUAGAGAAACAGUUUCCAGGAUGCUUGGGCAGAAUGGUUAACCUUUUUGAUUUGAGCAAUGGUGCAACUGAAAACAAGCUGCUCACAGAUAAACCACAUCGUGAUGCUUCUUCACUCUCAAGGAGUCGCUCAGACGUGGCAAGGAUGAUGAAUGCACCCUUUGGAGAUCAGAUUGAGGAUAAAAUGAUUGUGUCCGAGUUAAGAAGAAGCUCCUCAUCCAAGAAGUCAAAUGGAACACCCAUGAAAACACUCAUAGCACGAGAAAUGUCCAAAGAAGUUGAUUCUAGAUGUAAUCCACCUAACGUGGUUGCCAAGUUGAUGGGACUUGAUACCCUCCCAUAUCAGCAGCCUAAUUCAGCUGCAGAAAGAAGCCAUUCAAAAGGUUAUUCAAGACGUUCUUUAAGUCACUCGGGUAUAGUUAUGGAGUGCUGGGAGCAAGACAAUAGUUUCUUAGAUGAGCGAAUGCAGUGUGAAGGUCAUAGAUGUGAAGAGCAAAAUGAAUACAGAGAUGUAUAUGAGAUAUGGCAACAAUCCCAAAAUACUAAUGCAAGAGGUAGUUCACCGCAGAAGGGAAGGCAUCCUGAAAGUCCAAAUGAGAGAAAGAUGACUCUUGUUCGCCAGAAGUUCAUGGAAGCAAAGCGAUUGGCUACAGAUGAAAAAGGCCGCCAAUCUAAAGAGUUCCAGGACGCAUUAGAAGUUUUAAGUUCCAAUAGAGAUUUAUUCCUUAAGUUUUUGCAAGAACCUAAUUCCAUGUUUUCUCCACAUCUGUAUGAUAUGCAGUCUACUUCACCUCCUGAGACAAAGCGCAUCACUGUUCUUAGACCUUCUAAGGUGAUUGAUAAUGACAAGUUUCCAGGAUCGAUGAAAAAGGGUGAUAAACAGUCAACAAAAGCAGCCCCAACUGGCCAAAAUAAUGUUUGGAACAAAAAUAACUCUGGAUAUUCUCCUAUUUAUGCCAAUCAGAGGUUUGAAGAAUAUCCUCCUCAACCUACACGAAUUGUAGUAUUGAAGCCUAGCCCUGGGAAGACUCAUGAUGUUAAAGCUGUAGUGUCACCACCUUCCUCAUCACCAAGAACAUUGCAGGGCGAAGAGUUUUAUGGCGAAGCUGAAGAUGACGAGGCACAAAAACCAAGAGAGAUGGCAAAAGAUAUCACAGAACAGAUGCAUGAAAAUCGGAUGGGUCAUCGAAGAGAUGAAACUCUCCUUUCUUCUGUUUUUUCCAAUGGCUAUAUUGGUGAUGAUAGUUCUUUUAACAAAUCAGAAAAUGAGUUUGCAGUGGGAAAUCUCAGUGAUUCAGAAAUCAUGUCCCCUAAUUCUAGACAUUCAUGGGAUUAUGUCAAUAGGUUUGGUAGCCCAUAUUCUUCUUCUUCCUUUAGCCGUGCAUCAUGUUCUCCUGAGUCAUCUGUUUGUAGAGAGGCAAAAAAGCGACUUUCUGAAAGGUGGGCCAUGAUGGCAUCAAAUGGGAGUUCUCAGGAGCAAAAAAAUGCUCGGAGAAGCUCUAGCACAUUGGGUGAGAUGCUUGCUCUUUCAGAUAUAAAGAAGUCGGCCAGAUCUGAGGUAGAGACUAUUAAUAAGGAACAAGAACCAAGGGGAUCAACUUCUUGCUUAACUAAUAAUUUAAACAAGGAAGGACUGGCUGAUUCUCCUAAAAGUCUCCUCAGGUCUAGAUCUGUGCCUGUGUCUUCUACUGUAUAUGGUGCUGGGCUCAGAGUUGAGGUUUCAGAUUCAGAGGCUGGCAAAACGGAAGUUUCCCAGGAGCUGAGGAAGGCAAAGAGCACAAAAUCAUCUUUGAGAGGGAAAGUUUCUAGUUUAUUUUUCUCGAGGAAUAAGAAACCAAAUAAAGAAAAAUAUGGUGUCUCUCAAUCUAAUGAUGAAUGUCAAUCUGCUAUCCCUGAAACACCAGGGUCACCAAUUCCUCCUCCUGGAAAGAUUGGUGAUGAUGCAUCUAUAUGUGCUAAUGAUGGUGGUCUUGAUUAUUGUUUGUCUCCUGGUUUACAUGAAUCAUCAAGUAAAACUACUUAUCCAGAUUUGAUAGGCGUGGCAACAAAGCAAGGGCUUCUUUCCCAAGAGGGAGUUCUAUCGGUACCAAAGCCUGCAAUGCCUGGGAAUAUGGGUGGGAACCAGGAUCAACCAAGUCCAAUUUCAGUUUUAGAACCCCCAUUUGACGAAGAUGACAAUGCAGUUCCAGAGCCUUCAGGGAAUUUCAGGCUAAACUGUGGGGGAGCUGAGGUGCCUCUUAAGUCUAAUUUGAUAGACAAGUCACCACCAAUAGAAUCAAUUGCUAGGACUUUGUCAUGGGACGAUUCAUGUGUGGAGACAGCUACUCCUUAUUCAUUAAAACCCUCUUCUAUCUCUACAUGUCCUCAGGAGGAAGAACAAGACUGGCCAUUCUUCAUCCAAACACUGUUAUCAGCAGCUGGACUUGACGUUAACAUGCAUUUAGAUUCAUUUUCUUCCAGAUGGCAUUCACCUGAAAGUCCGUUGGAUCCUGCAUUGAGGAACAAAUAUGUUAACCUAAAUGACAAGGAGCUCUUACAUGAGGCAAAGCGAAGACAAAGACGAUCAACGAGGAAACUUGUUUUUGACUCUGUAAAUGCAGCACUCGUGGAAAUCACUGGUUGUGGGCACGACAGGAGCACAACGGUUGUGCCAUGUAAAGGGGCUCAUAAUUGGUUCAUACAAGGGACAUCACCCAUGCUAGUUGACCAUGUGUGGGCCCAAAUGAAAGAAUGGUUUUGUAGUGAAGUGAAGUGUACUUUUGAGGACAGCGAGGACAGAUCCAGCCUGGUGGUGGAGAGGGUGGUGAGGAAGGAGGUUGUGGGGAAAGGGUGGGCUGACAAUAUGAGAGUGGAAUUAGAUAAUUUGGGGAAGGAAAUAGAAGAUAAAUUGCUGUCAGAGAUUGUGGAGGAUGUUGUGGUAGAUUUGGCAACUUGGGCUUGACGAGGCUAUCCUUUUCUUUUCCUCUCCAUUUAUUGCAACUUUCUUAUUUGUCCAUUUGUGUAUUUGAUUCUCAACAGUGGUGGUCCCUGCCUCCUCUCAUUUGUUUAAUGCUGCAAGUGAUUAAAUUAUUUGUCUAUUUGUCAACUUGUUAGUUUUGGUGUUCGUAUUGAUCUUAAUAAUAUAUAGAUAUAUAUAUGCA